This is a messenger RNA of Thermothelomyces thermophilus ATCC 42464, 1278 nucleotides long. RefSeq lists its product as uncharacterized. Gene Ontology annotation, molecular function: heme binding; oxidoreductase activity, acting on paired donors, with incorporation or reduction of molecular oxygen; monooxygenase activity. Lineage: Eukaryota; Fungi; Ascomycota; Sordariomycetes; Sordariales; Chaetomiaceae. The record is from RefSeq and is a predicted model, not a curated record. The transcript has 3 exons. The coding region runs from base 1 to 1278 and encodes 425 amino acids.
AUGUUGAUACUUGCAGGCCCCCUAUGCUUAUUCAUUAUCCCACUCCUCUUCCAGAAAUGGCGAGCCUGGCGACUCGAUGAAUGGGUCCACGAACAACUGCGUGUGGCAGACUUCCGCUAUGCCGGAAACAUAAGGCUGGAAGAGCGUUUGCGUCUGCGGGCAACCGAGAACCGCCGGCUGAGGGCGGCAUUCGGCAUCGACAAUUCCCUGACAACAACGUCCCCCUCUGACCACAGGGCCUUCCUCAAGAGAGCCUCCUGGCUGCUGAAACGAGGGGAUCGCAGCUGGGAGCAACUGUAUAGAACCGCCGAGGACUUUCUUGGUGCCGAGGUCAGAGCUGCCGUCAAGGAAGGGAGAUACGGCCUCCAUCUCGCCGAGUCCGUACGCUGCAUGGUCCUCGCGGUGGUGCUCUUCGACAAUUUUGGCAUCGAGCCGGCGAGCAUCCCUCGUGCUCAUCUCGUCACCAUCACCAGGGAGAUCAACGAGCAGUGGCUACGCUCCAAGCGUGACCCCGUCGGCGUCGCUCCAUCGUCGCUUCUCUACUCAACCAUCGAAUCGCUAAACGUCAUGUCCCCGUUCGCGAAUACCGAGUCGGUCGUGCUGUCGGCCCCCGAGGUCCUCAGCCUGCUCAUGCCGCAGUACGAAACCCUCUGGCGCGUGGUCCUCCUCACAUUUGUCACAGCAUACCACCACCAGCCGGACGCAUACCCUGACGCCGUGCAAAGAACAGCCGACGUCCCGGCCUGCUUGGGCCACCCCGCCAAGGAGAAGGAAGCUCUCAAGCUAGCCAAGGAGGGCCUGCGACUUUACCCCUCCAACAAACACCUCUACCGCGCGGCCCCUUCGUGCCUCGCGAACCCGGAAGGGAGCACGAACCGCCGGGGCCCCGCCCGGGCAGCCGACAUCUCGGCGCUGCACCGACACCCUUCCAUCUGGGGAGGGGGCGCCGGCGGCGGCGGCGGCGCGCUGGCCUUCCGUCCCGCGCGCUUCGACGACGGCGCCCUGACCGACCUGCAGCGCCGCGCCUACGCGCCCUUCUCGCGCCCGCCGCACCGGUGUCCCGCCGCCGGGUCGUCGUCGUCGUCGUCGUCGACAGCGGCAGAAGCCGGCAAGAACUCGUUUGGCGAGCGCAUGAUCGUCGUCCUGGUCGUCGCGCUCGGGCGGGCGCUCGGGAGGGACAAGGGGAGGGUUGUCUUGGGAGAGGAGAAGGGAGGAGAGGGCGGACCUCUGCCUACGGGGAGAGACGAGAUGGAAGGGUGGGUCUGGGUGUGGUAUUAA